Chenopodium quinoa (quinoa) is the source of this 5045-nucleotide messenger RNA. RefSeq names its product probable disease resistance protein RF9. NCBI's taxonomy places the organism in Eukaryota, Viridiplantae, Streptophyta, Magnoliopsida, Caryophyllales, Amaranthaceae. The coding region runs from base 993 to 4469 and encodes 1158 amino acids. The transcript has 5 exons. Gene Ontology annotation, biological process: defense response to other organism. The record is from RefSeq and is a predicted model, not a curated record. Gene Ontology annotation, molecular function: ADP binding.
UUAAUUUUUUUAGGUGAUUAUUGCAUGUUUCUUCUCCACUGAGUCCAGAUAUGCUGGGAAAGCCGGAAAGGUGAUAAUAGUGCUAGUAUAUUUUGUAGUUACAAAGUGCUCUAAUGGUGAGCAAUUUCAUAUUGUAGCUUGGAAAAACAAAAAAACAAAUAAGUAAUUCUUAUCGUACACAUGCCACAAUUUAAGUGGAUGAAGUUUUCUUUGAAAAACCAAGCACCGUCAACAUAGCUUGUUUGAGCAAGGUUGCUUAACCUAGCUACAUCAAUAUCGUCACUCCAAUAGAAAGCUACAUGCCUGUAAUUUUAUUUAAUUUGCAAGCAGAUUCCUUUUGUAAACCAUUGGAGAUGCUCUUAGUAACUUAGUCCCUGGGAUCUGCAUUAUAGUCAAUCUAUCAUGCUUUUAAUUUGACACAAUCGUAAUUUAUUUUAAAAUGACCUAUGUAUUACUAAUAAGUAAUGGCAGAUGAUUGCUUGUUAGCAAGUUAUGUAAUUUUGAUGCUGUUUUUUUUCUUUUAUUUUUUAUUUUUUAAAUCUGAAUGUUACGGUUGAUGGCGUGUACAAAUUAUUUUUUGGUAAUUUGAUUUAUUGUCCUCGUUGAAGAACAUGUUGUAAUUCACAGUAGAAAUUAUUUAGCAGAUUUCUUUGCAUUCCACAUAUAUACUUGUACAUUUUAAAAAUCGAUUUCAGUUAGUACUGGUGAACAGUGAAUUCUAACAAUAAGGGGACCUGUAGGACCUCUAUAGCGGCUACUUUGCAAUAAUUCCAAGAAAUUCCAAAAUUGAGAAAAGUCACAUUAUAUUCCCUGAGAUUAGUCAAAAUGCACCUCCUUAGCUACAAUAAAUGAUGCAUUUCAAAUGAAAAUUCCACAAAAGUAGACUAGAAAUUCCCAUGAAUCUUCCAUCAAGUUAGAUAUCUUCUAUUCAUCUCACCAAUUCCUCACCAGAAUCAGUUAUCAGCCUCUUCUGACAAGUGACUAGCUGUAAGAUGGCGGCAUCUCUUGUAGGUUCAGCUAUACAAUGGAUUGGUUCCUUGCUAGUCCAAGAAGCAAGCCUGUUAUUUGAAGUGGAAGACCAAGUAAGAGCCCUCCAGCAAGACCUUGAACUCAUCCAACAGUAUCUCCAAGAUGCUGAUGCAAAGCAAGAAAGAAAGGAAAUUCGGACUUUGAUCAGGCAAAUUAGGAAACUUGCUUAUGAUGCUGAGGAUGUCAUUGAUACUUACAUCAUUGAAGUUGAACUAAAGAAAGAUGUCCCAGAAAAUAAGGGCUGGCUCUUCGGAUUUACGUGCUUCCUGCAUACUGCGCCUCAGGCAUACAGUAUAGGGAAGCAGAUACAGUCGAUGCAGAGUAAUGUGAAGCAGAUUACUCACAGUUUGAUUGAUUUUGGAGUAAGAAGAAUCUCAAAGGUAGGGGAAGAUUUGAGAUCAUCAAGCAACCGUGAAAGAUAUUCUAAACAAAAGCCACGAAGCUACCCUUAUGAUGAUGAUGGUGAGUUUGUUGUUGGCUUGGAGAAAGACAUGAAAAUUUUGGUAGAAAUGUUGAUGGGAGAAGGAAAAACUCAAGUAAAUUUUGUUUCCAUUGUGGGGAUGGGUGGCUCGGGGAAAACCACCCUUGGUAGGAAGCUCUACAACCAUCCAUAUACUAAAGAAUGCUUCGAUUGUUGUGUAUGGGUUUAUAUAUCCCAAGAAUGGAGCACCAGACACGUUUUAUUCGAGAUAUUGAGGAAAGUUAGUGACCCUGACCCUAUGGAGUUGUCCAAGUUGAAUGCGAAUUCAAGUGUGGAUGAGCUAGUGGACAAGCUCCGGAGCAUCUUGGAAAAGAAAUCGUAUUUGGUGGUGUUGGAUGAUGUGUGGAGGAAAGAAGCACUAGAGGAAAUACUCCCUGCCCUCCCAUGGGUGAGAAAAAACAAAGUAAGUAAAAUUAUUAUCACAACCCGAAACCAAGAAGUAGUUCAAUUCCAGAACAUCCAAAGGAACCUAUAUGUCCAUGAACCAAGGCCUCUAAGCAAGGAAGAAAGUUGGGAAUUGUUCUGCAAGAUUGCUUUCAACUUCCAUACAAAUUGCAAUAACAAAACCUUCGAGGUUCUAGGCAAGAAGAUGCUGGAGAAAUGUGAUGGACUUCCCUUGGCUGUAGUUGCAUUGGCUGGGAUCUUGAAUACAAAAAGAAGCAUUCGGGAAUGGCAACAAGUAUAUGAAGCUGUACGGUCAAGGGUAAUGGAAGGUACAUGCUCACAUAUGUAUGGUAAAGUAGGGGAUAUGCUCGCCCUGAGCUAUGAUGAUCUACCUGCAGAUCUAAAGCCUUGCUUUCUAUAUUUGGGUGUUUUUCCGGAAGACUGCCAAAUUCCAGUUGGAAUGCUAAUCAGAAUGUGGAUAGCUGAGGGUUUUAUCGCUGCAAAUGAAGUUAUGUCCCUUGAAGAUGUAGCAAUGCAGUGCUUAGAAGAAAUGAGUCACCGGUUCAUGAUUCAAGUAGUGCGGACCAAUUUCAAGGGAGCCAUCAAAGCAAUUCACUUGCAUGAUCUAUUGCGCGAACUUUGUGUCAGAAAGGCCAAAGAACAAUGUUUUCUUCAAGUUAAAACUCCUAUCAACAAUUUAGCUCCCACUGAUGCAUCUCAAAUAGCAUUCCAGUCACGGAGGGCUGCUCUUCAUUCCAGCACAUGUUUUCCUACCCAAGCUUCAAAUUUGAGGUCACUUGUACUAUUGACAAGAUCUAGUGUAAUGCACUCUGCCUAUGAAUCCAAAGAGACAUUAAACUUGAAUGUUCUCACUCAAAAAUUCCAAUUGCUUAGAUUGUUAAAUCUUUGGGGAAUUAAGACUCCCACUGGAGCUUUGCCUACACAAAUCGGGAGCUUAAUACACUUGAGGUAUCUGGGAAUUCGGGCUUCUAAUAUCACAGAACUCCCUGCAUCAAUUGGUAAAUUAAGAAAUUUACUGACUUUGGACUACAGGAAUAUUGACUACUCUAAUACAACUGUCAAAAUUCCUAAUGUCUUUUGCAAGCUUAAGCUACUGAGGCAUCUAUUUUUGCCAAUUGAUUGCCCUUGGACUCUUGAAAAACUACAGUUGAGUGCUCUAAAAAACUUGCAAAUACUCUGGGGUGUUAAAUGUGGAGGGAGUGAUUGGUUUUCACAAGAGAUGCUAAGACUAAGCCCAACUUUAAGUAAGUUGAAGGUGGUUGUGUCAACCGAAAAUAAUUUGGAAGCUGUCUUUGAUUGCCCAAGCCUUGUGUCUGAUCGGCUUCAUAAAUUCCACUGUAAAUGGAACUUUGGUGUGGCCUUAAAACAUGUAAAUCACGCUCUCUCUCAGAAUCAACACCUAGAUGAACUGGUAUUGGUUGGAAAAAUUAAGGUAGAGAAGCUGUCUCUGUUAUUGCCACCUAAUCUUUUAAUACUGGAAUUGAAGAAUAGUGCUCUAAAGAAUGAGGAUGUUAUGGUAGUUGCUGGAGCAUUAGCCCACCUAAAGCUUCUAAGAUUGUCAAACUCUUACACGGGAACAACAUUCACUUGCAACCGUGGUUCCUUUCCUCAGCUUGAAGAACUCUACCUUGGAGACCUUCAGAACUUGGACACGUGGGAGAUAGAGAAGGGGGCGAUGCCUAGGCUUAAGAAGCUUGAGAUCUUAAAAUGUCAGAUGCUACAACAGUUUCCUCAAGGUUUGGUGUAUGUCACCACCCUCCAACAACUUGAAUUUUUUGGACUGCCCAAACAAUUUGGCGAACAAGCUAGGAUGUAUGGAUGGUCGCAGCAAAGGCUUAGGCUGCCUCAUAAUGUUGAAGCCAUCAUUGAGCAGUCUGACACUCAAGUUGACAUGUCUUCCAUUCACAAGAUCUAUGAGCAGCUCACUGCUGGGAUCUUUCUGAAAAACAAAAUGAAGAAGUUCUGGAUUGUGAAGCAAGGGGACUGCCCAUAUAAUUGCUUCAUGGUGUAUGUGGCAGGCCUCGCCUUAACAACAAACGUGGAUUGUGAUGGUUUGCCAGAGUGGGAUGAUAUAAUAGAUAAUUGCGAAUGUACUGAAACUAAAGACAGAGAUGGUGCAUUAAUCAAAGUGGUGAAACUAAAAUCUUCAGAAUCUGAGCUUCAUGUGCGUGGAAUAAUCGGAAUCGAUGAUCUAUCUCCAAAUGUAACAUAUACAUUCACUUAUGUGGCCAUGCUAGAAAAGGUGGUUGCCCGUUCUCUACUACUUCCUGAUGUCAAAUUUCAAAAGCACAAGCAAAACUUGAAUGACAAAGAGAAGAUCUCUGUCCGUUCUCUACUAUUCCUUCCUAAUGUUAAAUUUCAGGAGCACGAGCAAAACUUGAAUGACAAACCAAGAAAUAAAUGGUUUAAAGUCCCUAUAGGCGAGUUCAAGACACACCCUAAAGGCUCUAUUGGAGAGGCAGAAUUUUCAUUGCAUUGCCGAUGCCACACAAAAGAAGUUGGAUUCGCGAUCAAAGGUUUCAUGAUUGAGCCUAAACUUCAAUCCUUUACCUAGUUGAAGACCUGGUUUACCUAGCAGCCAAGUGCAGCGAUGUGAUGAUGGUGGAUCGCGCAUCUUGGGGGAGAUUUGAGGAUGGUGGAAGCCAAACAUUAUUAAAUUAGAAACUUCCUAGAAAAGAGUUCUGCCAUAGCUCAACCAUGAUUUUAUUUGUGCUGUCAAAACUUCACAACUGAAAAUACUGUAGAUCUGUUACAAGCUGAAAUAAUACAGCAGUAUCAACGGAAUCUAAAUGUAUCUGUACAAGAUUAUUUAGUUUCAUAAGCAAAUUUGUUUUCCCCCUACUGCUCUAGAAAUGGUGCAUUGCUUUUGAACCAGUACCUUAUUGUAAACCUUUUAUUUUUUAAUCAUAUAAUGAAACAACAAUAAUAUUCCUUGGCUUUCUCAUACAUACAAGUAUGGACUUAUCUCUGUCAUUCUUUUAAAACCCUGAAUUCUCCUCAUUGAUAUGUUUGCUUUUUUUUUUUUUUUUAGUGUGUUCAAAUUACCAAGUUGAUGGUGAUAUACUUUGCAUCUACAAAGCGCACUUCAGUGUCGAAGGGAGGAAUGUGUUUGACGUCGUUGGCUCAUUUG